Blumeria graminis f. sp. triticale is the source of this 1218-nucleotide messenger RNA. Lineage: Eukaryota; Fungi; Ascomycota; Leotiomycetes; Helotiales; Erysiphaceae. The record is from the annotation of a GenBank genome assembly.
AUGAGCUGUGCAUAUGUUGUGCUUUUAACAUCCGUAGCUCGUAUGGUCGUGACAGGAUGGGAGGAUCCAUAUUCAUACUACGGUCUAUACGAAAAUCUAAUUGUCAAUGAGUUUCCUGUGCCUCCGCCUCAACUUGGCAUACACAUGUCCCCGAGCAAAGUUACCACACAUGGCACUCAUAUUGUCGCAUACUGCUCUGUAGUGAAAGACUUGAGACAGGUUGUAGACACAAUCAUUCAAGGACGGCAAGAACUGACGCAAAAGCCCGAAGAUAGAGACAAAGCUUAUCUGACGGCUGAGGAUACCUGUGCCAGGUCUAUCGCCAAAGGAACAUCUCCCGACUCACCUGCCAAGCCCAUGUCCCAGAUCCUCGGAAACGACUGUAAACCCGAGCACUUGAUCAGCUUGGCCUUCAAGGGCCUGAUUGGAGUUGAGGGACAAUAUGCAUGCUUUGCACCACGAAUGAGAGACCAAGCUAUAAAAAUCGAUGCUGAUACGCCCAUACAACUGGAGAAAUUUCUAUCCGGAGGUCAUCUACUCACGGGGAAUAGUGCUAGAUCAAGCGAUGAAGCAGUAGCCUGGUUCCAAGGGAAUCUACAUUUGUUCAAAAAGAUCGGAUUCAAUACCGAUGGCUACCAAUGGUGGAUUCCAAUCACUUCGAUCGGUGACGAGAAUGCCAAUGGGCACAUAUUAUCGGAAUUCAUUCAAAGCAACAUACCCAAAAUUCGCGAGUUUACAAAAGCCAUGAAGGACUUCCAAAUGCUCAGUGUGACACUCGGAAAGAUGAAAACGACACAAAUCCUAUCUCUUCCAAGUCAAGAAAAUGCGGAAGAAAUUUCCCCUCGUUAUCACCAAAUUUUCCGUGAGAGAAACAUUGAUAAUCAUUAUCCAAAAUAUAUUUUUUUCCUUAAAAUAACUAGCAUUCCUGCUUAUAUCGAGAAGAAAAUUUUCCGACGCAAUACGAACAGGGCAGCUACAAACAACCAUAGACAAGAAUUUUUUUUAACCAAAGGAGUUGCGACUAAUCGUAAUAUGUUCAACAUGGAAAACUUUCACUCGAUAAAAUGGGCUCGUUCUUUUCUAAGUGGUGGAUUAAUUGAAAUUCCACCUCAAUCCAAUCCAGAAGAGGCUGCCAUGAGUUUGGUGGAGAUUGGUGGGAGAGGAUUCUUGGGUCAAAAAAGUGUCGAGCCACUAGGGAAAAAGAGAAGAAUGGAAUAA